AGGCGUUCAGUUGAACAUCCGCAAAUAUGGCUGACUGAAGUUAAUAUUAAAGCCAAACCUACUUGACACUUCAGAAGCUUUCCCGGUUGCUACAGAGGUUAAGGUAAUGUUGAGAGCUAUAACUAAAGGCCUUAUAGCCAGUCCCAUCAGUGGUGGAAGAAUGAUGUCCAACACCAGCCUCUCGGGAAAAGUUGCCAUAGUUACUGCAUCCACAGAUGGGAUCGGCUUGGCUGCAGCACAGGCACUAGGGAAGAGAGGAGCUCAUGUUGUCGUGAGCAGUCGUCGGCAAGCCAAUGUUGACAAAGCGGUGUCACUGUUACGCAAUGAGAACAUUGAAGUGAUUGGUACCACAUGUAAUGUGGGGAACAGAGAGGACAGAGAGAGGCUUGUCAACAUGGCGGUGGAACAGUGUGGGGGUAUUGACAUCCUUGUCUCUAAUGCAGCCGUGAACCCUUUCUUUGGAAACAUCUUAGAAUCCACAGAUGAAGUCUGGAGCAAGAUAUUAGAUGUGAAUGUGAAAGCUGCAUUCCUUCUGACCAAACAAGUGUUUCCUCACAUGGUGAAAAGAGGGGGUGGCUCAGUGGUGUUUGUGUCCUCAGUAGCAGGGUACCAGCCAAUGCAGGGGUUGGGUCCAUACAGCGUGAGUAAGACUGCUCUGUUGGGCCUAACGCAAGCCCUCGCCCCUGAACUCGCUCAAAGUAACAUCCGAGUCAACUGUGUGGCUCCAGGAAUCAUCAAGACGCGCUUCAGUGCUGCAUUAUGGCAGAGUGAAGAAGUGGCAAAUGAGUUUCUAAAGCUACUCAGCAUUAAAAGGCUAGGGAUGCCAGAAGACAUUGGGGGGGUGAUCACUUUCCUGUGUUCAGAGGAUGCCUCAUAUAUCACUGGAGAGACUAUUACUGUCACAGGUGGCAUGAACUGCAGACUGUAAGAGUUUGUACAGGCAAGUUAAAAAAAAAAAAAAAUAAUUAAAAAAAAAAAAACCUGCACAAGAAAGAGGCUUGAUAAAGGGCCAGGAAUCACCUGUAUGCAACUACCCAUCAGCCACAGAUGAAAACUUCAGAUGUCCAAUCUUUCAUACAAUG
Molecule: messenger RNA, 1082 nt
Organism: Electrophorus electricus (electric eel)
Lineage: Eukaryota; Metazoa; Chordata; Actinopteri; Gymnotiformes; Gymnotidae
Product: dehydrogenase/reductase (SDR family) member 4
Molecular function (GO): carbonyl reductase (NADPH) activity
Source: RefSeq, a predicted model, not a curated record